This is a messenger RNA of Pelobates fuscus (common spadefoot toad), 1195 nucleotides long. RefSeq names its product mast cell immunoglobulin like receptor 1 (gene MILR1). The record is from RefSeq and is a predicted model, not a curated record. Bases 46 to 771 code for a protein of 241 amino acids. NCBI's taxonomy places the organism in Eukaryota, Metazoa, Chordata, Amphibia, Anura, Pelobatidae. The transcript is spliced from 9 exons.
UCUUUUCUGUGUUUUUUUUAUAUCGGUGACUAUCAAAGGAGGACAAUGCUUUUACGUUAUCAUCUCCUGUUUUUCGUAUCUGUCUGUGAAUGGAAGACUCGAACCCAACUACUUACGCUUGCACACAUUUCUCUGAAUUCACCAAUUACAACUGUCAAGUCUGAAGGAGAGAAGACGGAAAACAUAACAAGUCUCAAGCUGAUCCCACGUUCCAAUGUCACCGUGAUUGGGAAUACAGAAACCAUUUCCUGCCUUUCCACGGGUGGAUCCGUGCCCAUCACAUACCAGUUGUUCCAUAACAGGAGUGUUAAUGGCAGGAUAAUAUACACGGAAGAGAGGCAAAUCUCAUUUAAUGUCACUAUCCUUGAUGCAACCUACUUGGGAACCUACCGUUGUAAAGCAAAUAACACCCAGACCCAUCCUAUGUACAGCCAGUCAUUUAACUUCACGUUACAAGAAAAUGAGUCUAAUGGAUCGCCUGCACCUAGUACCUUAAUUAUUGUCCUCCUGUUGGUUUUCAUCCUAGGACCUGCUUUAGUUUUGUCUGCCUUUGUAUUCAGGAGGUUUUGCAGGCGUAGAAGUAGCGACAGAAUAUAUGCAAACACAACAACUGAAGUUACAGGUGACAGAAUAUAUGAAAAUAUGUCCAAGAAAGAAGCAGAUUUAGAGACCGUCGGAGGGCAGGAGAUAAACUAUUCUACCAUUGUACCAGCCAACAACACAGAAAAAAACACGAACGUAGAAUACACUGCUAUCCGCAGACACCAGUGACCGGUUUUUGGCAGCGGUGAUAUACUGUUCAAGAAAAUUGCGCACUUUGGAAACAUGCAUAGUUUCCUUUAAGGUUGUAUCACGGUUCCGAAGCUGAAGAAGUCCGUUUUCUAGCGUGCUUUCACUCACCAGCGCUGUGAAUAAGAUCCCCAUCUCAUCGUACCUGCAGAGUGACAGGAUAAAGAAACUUUAAUAGACACGAGGAGGUUGGAUUUGUUUCCUGUGAUAAUGUUACAAAAAAUAAACCUCUAAACCUCAGUCCACUUUGCAAGUUGAUAUAGGAUAAAAACCUUCUCCCAUCAGUACCAUUCUGAGAAGCAAGAAUUGGUCAUAGAUUGUUAUUGUGCAAUUCCUAGUGUAUGUGGAUACAUAAAUAUCACUAUAAUUGUUUAUCAAUACAUACACUGAAAAACUUACUGGUGCU